Mesorhabditis belari is the source of this 951-nucleotide messenger RNA. The record is from the annotation of a GenBank genome assembly. NCBI's taxonomy places the organism in Eukaryota, Metazoa, Nematoda, Chromadorea, Rhabditida, Rhabditidae.
AUGUCCGUGCCAGACGUUGUUGAAGAAGGAGAAGUGGGAAAUGUGGAAGAAACGAGCGCGCGAAAUUUAUUCAAUAUGGCAAAUUUCGCAGACGAUGAGCCGGAAAUCAACAUCACACAAACGCGAGCCGAUCACAUCCCGGAUUUGUCCAGAUUCACGAGCUUAGAAGGAUUGGUAAUGCGGAGUAAUUUGCUGAAGGAAAUCUCACCGUCGAUCUCAAAUGUUGUGGCGUUGACUGAGUUGGAUCUAUACGAGAAUCAAAUCACGAAAAUCGAGUGGCUUCAAAAUUUGGUGAACCUGGAGAAAUUGGAUUUGAGUUAUAACAGAAUCACGAAAAUUGAAGGACUUGAAAAUUUGACGAAAUUGGAUACGCUUUACCUCGUUCACAAUAAAAUCAAAGUUAUUGAGGGAUUGUCAACGUUGAUUGACCUGGAAAUACUUGAACUUGGCGAUAACGAAAUUCGGAAAAUUGAAAACUUGGAAAAUUUGAGGAAAAUUCGGCGACUAUAUUUGGGAAAGAACAAAAUUCGUCAAAUUGAAGGAAUUGCCCAUAUGACGGAGCUAAAUAUUCUAAGUGUACCUGGUAAUCGACUUGUGAAAGUAGAAAAUGUGCAAACAAUGACGAAAUUGAAAGAGAUUCAUCUAAGUGAUCAAGGAAUUGACGACUUGAGCGGAGUUAGCGCGUUGAAAAAUUUGGAGGUUGUUGAUGUCGGCAAUAAUCAGCUGAAGGAACUUUCUGGAAUUGAAUCAUUGACCGAGCUUACUGAUUUUUGGGCAAAUGACAACAAGAUCGAGAAUUGGAAAGAAAUCGAAAAGCUCAAGGAUUUGGCCAAUUUGGAAACCGUUUAUUUUGAGCGGAAUCCAAUCUAUCAUUCGGAUAUGACCGGCUACAGGAGAAAGGUAAAGCUCGCUCUUCCCCAAGUGUCACAAAUUGAUGCCACAUUUGUGAAA